AUGACCGCAGAUCACGCCCGACUGCUCAAACUGCACGAUCGUCGCCGGCUCCUCCGGCUUCAAGGAAAGUCUCCCUCCGCCAAAACCGGCACAGAAAACGGCGCAGUUAGGGCGGGAACAGGGGAUUGGACGAUCAGUGCAAACGUGGGGAACAUAUCUCUGGCCGAAGGGACGGUGACGGAAGUGGGAGGCGGAGCGUUCUACCAGCUAGGAGGCAAUAUGGAGAUGACUAUAGCGGGCCUCUAUUGGGCGGAGGUGCAGCUCGGGCAGCCCGUGCAAAAGUUUAAGGUUCAGAUUGACACGGGCAGUGACGUCAUGUGGGUCACCUGCGCGCCCUGCCUCGCCUGUCCGGUCGCUUCCACAGUGGUCCUUUCCCCGCCGUACGACAUUACCAAGUCGUCAACAGCUCAGGUGGUUGAUUGCGGCACCUCCACCUGCUCGGCGCUGCAGCAAACCAGACGAACCCUCGGGCAGGGAUGCCUGGACAUCUUGUAUCCCAGCUCAGGGGACCCGCGGUGCUACUACGGCAUCCAGUACGCCGACAAGUCCAGCAGCACCGGCUACUUGGUUAAAGACCGGCUUACCUUCUCUACUUUGGGCGGUGAUCCCGCUUCUAUGGACUACCUGUUUGGCUGUGGGUUCCAGCAGUCAGGCAACCUGGUAUCGGGCAAUCAUCUAGUCGAUGGAGUGAUGGGGCUCAACAUGGGGGCGCUCUCCAUGCUCACUCAGAUGCAGGUGGCACGCAAGACCAACGGCGUGUUUGCGCACUGUCUAGGGGGCGAGGAGCUCGGUGGUGGGAGUCUCAUUUUCGGCACAGUUCUGGAGGAUGGGCUGCUGUACACGAGUCUACUGGACGAUAGAUCACAUUAUUAUGUCCAGUUGAACGGCAUCUCAGUGGGGGGGCAGCGCCUGCCAGGCAUCGACCAGUCGUCCUUCUCCUCGCAGCCGGACGUGUUUGGCGGCUCGGGCAGCCUGCAGGCGGGAGGGGUGAUCAUAGACAGCGGCACCACCCUCGCCAUGUUCCCCACUCCGAUUUACAACACGUGGCUGGACGCGGUUACUUCUCUCAUCACCUUGCCCCAAGUGGGCGCCACGUCAGACUUCCUCUGCUACGACUUUGGCUCCAACAAGUAUGAGGAACUUUCCAAGUACUUUCCGACGGUGACUCUGCAUUUCGAGGGGGCAGACAUGACCGUUGAACCCCCCGGCUAUGUCUUCCUGCACUCAAAUGGGGUGGUCAUGGCUGCGUGCAUAGGAUGGCAACCCAUGCUUGGAGGAGACUUUUCCAAGAUAACUGUCAUUGGAGACAUAGUCCUGCGCAACCAUCUCGUUGUGUAUGACACGGAUAACAUGAAGCUCGGAUGGGCUCCCUACGACUGUUCCGUGGGAACGAUCACAGCCGAUGGAGGGGAAUACAACGUCACCAUUAUUGUGGGAGCCAAUCUCUCCCCGCCGCCACCGGUCAAGUCGUCCGCCUCUGCGGCUCGGCGCCCCACUUUCAUGCUCUCGCUACUAGCGGCUGCGCUAGCAUCUGCAGUGCUUUUCCUCGGCGCUGGUGGAGAGGGCUCUCUCUCGCUUCUCCGCAUCUCUCCGCCAAGCGUAUCCUCCGUCCCGCAAUUUUUUUCCCACAUGGAUGAGUCGGAUUUUCUUAAAGCCCUGGCGCUUUACCCAGUAGUUCGCUCGCGUGACUACAACGAAAACGAUCUCCCGGCCACCGCUGCUGCUGCUUCCUCCCACGCAUCUGAAUCCCAGCGCGGUAAUCCCAAGCAAGUCAGUUUACUUGCAGAGGGAGUUUCCGGGCAGCAACCCGAGACAGGUGAAGCGAAUCUAGGGCUUGGGGGAACGGCUCCUACUCCUUCUAGGUCGUUUUGGGAAGUGCUGCAGGAGCGAGUGGCGGCGCACUUGCCGCCGGGAGAUGCGGUGGCGCUUUGCAACGCGUUGAAAGAGUUUCACGAGGAGCUUAUUCAGCAGAGAUUGUCGCUGGAUGACAUUAGGAGGAUUGCUAAGCAUGGGAAGCUGCUGGAAGUGAAGUGA
This is a messenger RNA of Closterium sp. NIES-65, 2034 nucleotides long. Lineage: Eukaryota; Viridiplantae; Streptophyta; Zygnematophyceae; Desmidiales; Closteriaceae. The record is from the annotation of a GenBank genome assembly.